This is a messenger RNA of Lacerta agilis (Sand lizard), 3965 nucleotides long. It is a transcript of the gene ARHGEF2, whose product is annotated as Rho/Rac guanine nucleotide exchange factor 2. The transcript is spliced from 26 exons. The coding region runs from base 1 to 3615 and encodes 1204 amino acids. Gene Ontology annotation, molecular function: microtubule binding; guanyl-nucleotide exchange factor activity. The record is from RefSeq and is a predicted model, not a curated record. Gene Ontology annotation, cellular component: ruffle membrane; cytoskeleton. Gene Ontology annotation, biological process: regulation of Rho protein signal transduction; actin filament organization; positive regulation of neuron differentiation. Lineage: Eukaryota; Metazoa; Chordata; Lepidosauria; Squamata; Lacertidae.
AUGAGUGGUUCUGCUUCUGAGCUGGUCCUGAGCCCCUGUGAAUGCACCCCUUGCCCUUCACGGGUCCAGAAGCGCCGCUGCUUGUCAGCUGUGGAGCCUCCCGCAGGAGGCUGGGAGGAGAUGGAAGAGGAAGAGGAGGAGGAGGAGGAAGGUCGAUUCCUGGGUGUUAACAUGCGCAGGUUGGGCAUGCUUGGGAGUUCUGGUCAUGCCUACGACUCCUUCCGGAGACACAGCUGGGAGCCAGGGAAAGUGCUUGAGGAUGACCCGGAUUUUGAUCAGCGAAGCAUGAGUAUGAAAGGACUAGCCCAUGAGGAAGUUGACUCCUCCACUGAGCAACUGGACGGACAUCCUCAGAGCCAAAGGGACCCCCGCCGAGCCCCUAUCAUCCGUAGCAACGAUGAGACGGAGUCCCUGCUCUUUCAGGAUGAAGAGGAGGAUGACCAGGAAUUCUCUCAGGAACAUUCCAAGAGGAUGCAAGCAUAUCAUGCAUCCCAGAACUCCAAUGGCAACUCUCUGUCCAAAUCUGUUUCCAUGAGUGGCAUUGACAGCUACCCAGCAGAAGCAGAUGGGAUCUCCCUUUAUGGUGACACUGUGAGCCUGUCCAAUGGCUUCGGUGCUGGAAGCUGCGGGCGGCUGGACGCCACCACGGUGGAGGCCGAAGACCAGGUGUACCUGCAGAGGGAGGGGACCACCCUGGGGCGGACCCUCAGCUUCUUAAAGAAGAUGACUGGGAAGACAAAGAACAAAGAGAAAGAAAGGAUGAAGGAGAGCAAAGAUGCCCGCUACACCAACGGGCACCUCUUCACCUCCAUCACCGUCUCAGGCAUGACCAUGUGCUAUGCCUGCAACAAGAGCAUCACUGCCAAGGAGGCACUGAUUUGUCCCACCUGCAAUGUCACCAUUCACAACCGCUGCAAAGAUACUUUGCCCAACUGCACUAAAGUCAAGCAGAAGCAGCAAAAGGCAGCCUUGCUGAAGAACAAUUCAGCCCUGCAGACGGUGUCCCUGAGGAACAAAACCACCAUCAGGGAGCGCCCCAAUUCUGCCAUCUACCCCUCUGAGAGCUUCCGCCAGACCCUGCUGGGAUCUCGCCGGGGUCGUCCCACCUUGUCUCUUUCCAAAAGCGUCUCCACCACUAACAUUGCAGGGAAUUUCAACGAUGAAUCUCCUCUGGGCCUCCGGAGGAUCCUGUCCCAGUCCACUGACUCCUUGAACAUGCGCAACCGGACCCUCUCAGUCGAGUCCCUCAUUGACGAAGGAGCCGAAGUCAUAUACAACCAGCUGAUGAGCGACUUUGAGACUGGCGAGAAGGAUUUUGAGGCUGAUUCUUGGAGCCUGGCAGUUGACAAUAACUUCUUGCAGCAGCACAAAAAGGAGGUCAUGAAGCGCCAAGAUGUCAUCUACGAGUUGAUCCAGACAGAGCUCCACCACGUGCAAACGCUGAAGAUCAUGACCAACCUCUUCCGCAAGGGCAUGCUGGAGGACCUCCAGAUGGAUGUGGCCCUGGUGCAGAGAAUGUUCCCCUGUGUGGAUGAGCUCAGCGACAUCCACGACCGCUUCCUCGUCCAGCUCCUGGAGCGCCGCAAGGAGUCCCUGGCCGCCGACAGCAACAAGAACUUCGUCAUCAACCGGCUGGGGGACAUCCUCAUCCAACAGUUUUCAGGCAGCAGCGCCGAGCAGAUGAAGAAGGCCUACUCUGAGUUCUGCAGCCGCCACACUAAGGCCGUGAAGCUUUACAAGGAGCUCUUUGCACGGGACAAGCGGUUCCAGCAGUUCAUCCGGAGGCUGACACGGUCGACGGUGCUGAGGCGGCAUGGGGUGCAAGAGUGCAUCCUUCUGGUGACCCAGCGCAUCACCAAGUACCCCGGGCUCAUUGACCGUAUCCUGCAGAACUCCAAAGGGAACGAAGCGGACCAGCGGGACCUGAGCACAGCCCUGACUCUGAUCAAGGAACUCAUUUCCACCGUCGACCAGGAAGUGCACGACUAUGAAAAGAAUGCGCGGCUGCAGGAGAUUUACGGGCGGGUAGAUGGGCGCGCCAAGGCCGACCUGCCCUGGGAGCAUGGCCCCUUCUGCAAAGAGGAGAUGCUGCGGCGCAAGCUGGUGCACGAUGGCUGCAUGCUCUGGAAGACGGCCACCGGACGCUUCAAAGAUGUCCUGGUAGUUUUGAUGACAGAUGUUCUCAUCUUCCUUCAGGAGAAGGAUCAGAAGUACACCUUCCCCACCCUGGACAAGCCUUCUGUCAUCUCCCUCCAAAGACUGAUUGUGCGAGACAUUGCCAACCAGGAGAAGGGCAUGUUCCUCCUCAGCAACACCCCGCCAGAGAUGUACGAGGUGCACACUGCCUCCCGCGACGAGCGCAACACCUGGAUGAGGCACAUCCAGCAGGCAGUCCAGCUUUGCCCCGACCGGGCCGAUUUCCCACUUGUUGAGACAGAGAACGAGGCCUCUCUGCGGAAGAUGAAAGAUAAGAUACUUCAGUGCGACCGGGAAAUCUCAGAACUCCUGGAGGAUAAAGUGAGGCUCUUCGCAGACAUCCUGGCCCUUCAGAGCUGCAGCGAAGACGGGCCCCUGAGCUGUGUGAACCCUCGCACCCUCUUCCGCACCGAGUCAUCAGACACCCCCCAGGGCGAGAAGCUGAUCCAGGAGGCCAUCAAAGAAGUGGAACUUCUCAAAGAUCUCUUCGUGGGACCCAGCUGGGACCGAGACCAGAACCAUAGCCAGGCUCCCAACGGUUGCUCCAGUCCAAACCCCAACAAUUCCACAAAUGGCGAAACCGGAACCAUCAACGGCUCUCUUGAAUUCAUCAGGCUUGAGUCUGACUCAAAUCAACGGGAUGGGAACGGCAAUCAGCUACAACAGAAAGUACCACAGGAGGAAGUGCUGCAGUGGCUCAGGACUCUGUACUCCCUUCUUCACAACCUGCAGGGCGUUGUGGCGCAUCAGGACUCCCUCCUGGAGCUCCAGCUGCAGGAGGCCGGCGAGCGGCGGGAGAGGCUGAGCCGGACCAACUCACGCAAGGAAGGCUCCUCCUCCGCUGACCGGCAGGCCACUGACCUCUCGCUGCUACAGAAGCAGCACACGCUGCUACAGGAGGAGCUGACCCGCUGCCGGCAGCUCUGCCAGGAGAAAGUGCAGGAGGCGGCUGCCCUGGAGGUCCGUCUGCGGGAGAGCGAGCAGGAGAGGGCCCGGCAGGAGCAGGAGGCGGAAGAAGCACGCAGGCAGAUGGUGGCUCUGCGGCAGCCCCUGGACGCGGCCUGGGGGCGCAAGGGGGCGGAGCCUCGGAGGCGCAGCUUGCCUGCAGGCGACGCUCUGUACCAAAGCUUCACCCCACCUCCGAGCCGAGGAAGCGACCUGCUCUCUCCUGGCAGCCACUCCCUCCACCGGACCUUCGCCGGUUGUCAGCGGGAUGACAUGGCUUACCAUGGUGCGCCUGGUAGACUCCAGGAGGGUGACCAGGACCUGGAGGUGCUCUCCAAAGAAGGAGGAGAGGUUGGCCACCCACAGUCUCCCCCUUCGAGCCCACGAGAUUUCCAGAGGAUGCAGGACAUCCCGGAGGAGGCUGAGAACACCCAGGAACUGAAUGUUGGAGACAGCGGCUCCUCGGAGAGCUAGAUGGUGUGGCAGGGUGGGGUUAUGUUGGGGUACCGCUGCCCCCAACCAAACUCCAGGUUUCCUCCAAUCAAAGCCAUGCCUGGAACUUCAGGGACUUGGAAAGACCACACCAAGCUAACUUUGGAGUGGACUGUGGGCGGGUAAGAGGGGAGGGGGUAGCGGGGAACCACGCCCUGAGAGUGGGGGGAGGCACCAGGAACUGGGUCACAGCUCCCCCCUGGGGACUGCCGCUUGAUCUGUGGCCUUGAUCAUUCCUCAUUGAUGGGCGAUGGGGCAUGGGAGGACCACCUUCUUAUUGCCCCACAGGGUGUCUUCUUCCAUUCAGAUUGAGGGGGGUGUGGCCAGGAGAU